Messenger RNA from Xyrauchen texanus (razorback sucker), 3264 nucleotides. Its product is annotated as inositol polyphosphate 5-phosphatase K-like. The record is from RefSeq and is a predicted model, not a curated record. The transcript is spliced from 13 exons. Gene Ontology annotation, biological process: negative regulation of glycogen biosynthetic process; phosphatidylinositol dephosphorylation; negative regulation of insulin receptor signaling pathway. The coding region runs from base 501 to 2078 and encodes 525 amino acids. Gene Ontology annotation, molecular function: phosphatidylinositol-4,5-bisphosphate 5-phosphatase activity; inositol bisphosphate phosphatase activity; phosphatidylinositol-3,4,5-trisphosphate 5-phosphatase activity. Lineage: Eukaryota; Metazoa; Chordata; Actinopteri; Cypriniformes; Catostomidae. Gene Ontology annotation, cellular component: endoplasmic reticulum; plasma membrane; cytoplasm.
GCAAAGGGACACCAUGGCAAUCGCUAAUAAAUCAAUAUAAGGGUUAGAUCCUAUUUUGAUAACUAUUUUGUACUGGCCAAACUGUUUAAUUUCUGGAGAAUUUCUGCAGGCUUUGUAUUUUAACUUUUUAGACGGUCAAAAGAGACUUAUGAAGUAUUUCUGUGAAGAUCUGAGAUAUUUUGGGACUCUUGGAACAGUCAGGAUAUCUCUUGAUUGAACAAGAAGAAGAAGCUUAACUAAAGGAAGAGAAUGAUCAGUCUGCUUUCUGUUGGGAAUUUUCAAGACAAAAGCAUCGGGAGAAAAACCAGCUCUUGGACAUCUGAACUAACACUGGAUAUCUGAACUUUCUUUUGGAGAACAGAUUACUUUAAUUAUAUCUCCCAAGUGCAUUUGCUUAUAACAUUUCUAUGACAGAAGAAGCUUAUUCUAUCAGCUGAACUCUUGGUUUCCAAAAAUCCAGAUUUAGAUUAUUAGUUAUAUUGUAGCACAGCAGAAAGAAGAUGUCUGACAUGUUUGAUGUCCCACGUGCGUGCUCAGACAGUAUAUCCAGCACAGCGUCACUGUCAACUUUACGGCUGAUGCUUCGCCAGCGGCUCUCCCAGCUGCUCACCUGUGUGGAAGAUCUCAGUUCAGAUGAUGAAGUCAAUGAGGAAGUGUCCCGCACGCUGGACGAAGCCUUCCAGCUCUGUGGAAGAUACACCAACAAAGAGUCCUUCAGGCUGCACAUGGUCACAUGGAAUGUUGGUACAGCGGAGCCACCAGCCGAUGUGAGUUCAUUACUGCAGCUUGACUCGCAGCCGGCCACUGACCUCUAUGUUAUUGGUCUACAGGAAGUGAAUUCCACUCCGGUGAGGUAUAUCUCUGAUCUCAUUGCAGAAGACUCAUGGAGUCACCUUCUUAUGGAUACCCUUGCACCAAAGGGUUACAUAAAGGUGACCUCAGUGAGAAUGCAGGGUUUGCUGCUGAUAUUGUUUGCAAAGCAGGUCCACCUCCCCUUCAUUAGAGACAUCCAAAGUACUUACACCCGCACAGGCCUGUUUGGAUACUGGGGAAAUAAAGGUGGUGUGUCUGUGCGUUUCUCGUUCUAUGGUCACAUGUUGUGUUUUCUGAACUGUCACCUGGCGGCUCAUAUGAACUAUGCCCUACAACGUAUGGAUGAGUUUGAAUAUAUACUGGACACACAAGACUUCGAUAUGUACAACACGCCAUAUGUGCUUGACCACAAGGUGGUCUUCUGGUUUGGUGACCUGAACUUCCGAAUUGCUGACCAUGGGAUGCACUUCCUCCGCUCCUCAAUCAACAAUAACCGAUUUAACCUGUUGUGGAACAAAGAUCAGUUGACCAUGUUGAAGAAGAAUGAACCUAUUCUUCAAGAGUUUGAAGAGGGGCCUUUGCAAUUCAAACCCACAUAUAAAUUUGACCGCUUCUCUGAGACAUAUGACACGAGAGCACCGAAGACAUGGUUGGGCUUUGCUGGUAAAAAGCGGAAGCCUGCCUGGACGGAUCGGAUCUUGUGGAGGAUAAAGACCAAAGCUUCGGACAGUGAGGAUGAGAGUGGGUCAACAACAUCAUCCGCUGAUGAUGAUGAGUACCCAGUUAAGGUGACGCAAGACAUGUACACCUGUGAUGUCUCUUACGGGGUCAGUGACCACAAACCCGUCAUUGGGACUUUUAAUCUGGAGAUAAGGAAGAAGGUGGAGACCGCUCUGGUAAGACUGACUGCAGAGGGUUGCUGGAGUGCUGAUGAAGAUGCCUUACUCACCUACACCAUCCUGGAGACCUUUGAGUCCUCCACCUGGGAUUGGAUUGGCCUGUACAAGAUCGGCUUCAAAAGUGCCUCCGAUUACAUCACCUUCGCCUGGGUCAAAGAUGAUGAAGUGGCUGCCAACGGAGAAGUUGUAAUGGUCACUGUAAGUAAGGAUGAGCUCCCCCUACUGGCAGGUGAAUAUGUAGUUGGCUACUACAGCAGCAACAUGCGGACCAUCAUUGCCUUUAGUCCGACUUUCCAGAUUCUAGAGUCCAAACGGGCCGUAAUGGAAGGUCUGAUUCCCGAGAACAUCAACGGACAUGAGAAGUAACAGGAAUCUUUGCUAACCUGCUGUGCAAGUGCUCAACCAACCAUUACAGAAGAGAUCUGAUCUAGGGUCAGUUUUCUCCCUGUGUAAACUGACUUUGUUCAGUAUGGUUUUAAAAGGUCAAAUUCAUUCUGAAACACCUGUCUGAUAUAAUGAGUGUAAAUCUCAGGCUUUAAUAUUUCCCAAACCACAGUUAAGUCACUGAACAUACCGCCACCUCUCUGUGCCUGUCCUCAAAAGUUUGAACUCUUGAACUCUCUGAAUCUGUUGUAAACUCUUGUAAACACACUGAACACAUUUCACUGUACCAAUGGGUCUUGUAAUACCUGCACCUGCCACUAGAGGGACAUCUAUUAAAAAACAAAUAAUAAAGAAAAUGACAGAGGUAAAUGAUUCUAAACACAAUUUGAUCUGCAUAAUACCUGGUAAGAGAUUGCCAAAGUAAGUCUAAUUAGUCUGUUAAGUGUCUCCAUACAAGAAUAGGCAUUUAUCUAUGGCAGAAAUUGUGUGAAUGUCAGUUAGUUGUACAAGAGUACACUUUGAUGUAAACAUUAUAGUUUGGUUAAUAUGCUCCACUGACUCAUAUCCAUUACAAAAAGGUAGAAAAGACAUAAAUGCUGUUACCUCUGUUUUACUUGAUAAAGAUGAAGUUCACGUGACUGCUCGAUGUUGUCCUUGAAGCAGCAAUAACCUCAACUUAUGACACCUCUGUUAUAAUGUUCUAAAUGACCUCUUGAAAAAUAAGAUUUUGAUUUUCUACCAAUUGUAUCCUACAUUAUAUCUUAAAUGUAUGAAUUUUACAUUUACUUUCAAUCUUAAAGAGUUACUUCUUCUGUUACUUAUUUCAUAGUUUCCCAUUGGUGCUGUGAGCAGAACUUGCAUUAUAUAUUUUGUGUCUUUAACUCUCAGUGCCUGUGUGUGUGUGUCUUAUGUCAGCAAGAGUUACUUUAUCUUCUUAUUGACAACAUUUCCAUUUGUUUCCUGCACCAAAAACCUUGAGUAUUCUUCAAAAAUCUCCUUCUGUAUGAACAUAUCACUUCUUAACUUUCUCCUUAUAAGUAGUGUAACUGUAUUCUCGGAAGUGUAACAAGAUGAAUCAAACCCUCAUGAUUUACAUUAAAUGUAAUAAAAUAUAUUUCUAUAGUCAAGCAAAUGAACACAUGAAUUUUGAUUUAUUUUUUUUAUUUAA